GGUGCUCGUCCUAUUUUGAAUGAGUGAGUCUUCUAAGUUUGUAUAUAUGUUGCUUUGUUUCUAUCCACUGUGCGGAAUUCAAGUACCUGAAUCCUCGCAAAUCUUCUCUUACUUUUUCAUCCUUCACUCGUUCUUUCUUCUAUCCAAUAUUGUAUAUACUCACCUCCCUAUCUUUCUCUCUUUCUUUUGGUUCCACAGAUCCGGCCUCGCUGCUCGCGAUGAUUCCGAUUCCGAUUCCUCUGAUGGGAUAUGCAUAACGUGUCUGGAUAGAAUCGUAUAUCACAACGGCCACAAAGAGCCUCAUAUUGGGGACAUCGAGUUGGCUUGAAGGGUUUGUUUUCUCAACGAACAACCCAGAAGUUUGGGUUCCGAACAAUCCCAUCCUUUCCUUAUAUUUCUUGAUUUAUUUUAUUUAAUUUAUUCCGAGUCUUUGUGUGUUUUGCGGUGGACUUGGUCGGUUUGAGGUGGGCGGUGGUUCGAUCGAGUUAGAAUGUCGGAGACCUGUAUCAAGACCAAGCCGCAAGCUCGACAAUGUGGCGUGCCGAGAGGAAAAUCAGAAACAAUAUUUUGUAUCUAGUAAAUCCUAUUGUUAUGUUCUACAUGUAUUUAUUUUUUCUACUGUCUGGGACUAGUGAUGUUUGGCCCUUGGGAAGCAGGUACUCCCAUUUUUCUUUAAAUAUACGACUCUUUUCAGACUGGUUGAGGAAGUAUUUACAAGGACAACUAUCAGGUACU
This is a messenger RNA of Lentinula edodes (shiitake mushroom), 735 nucleotides long. RefSeq lists its product as uncharacterized. Bases 20 to 328 code for a protein of 102 amino acids. NCBI's taxonomy places the organism in Eukaryota, Fungi, Basidiomycota, Agaricomycetes, Agaricales, Omphalotaceae. The record is from RefSeq and is a predicted model, not a curated record. The transcript is spliced from 2 exons.